GAGAUGCCCCCCAUUUACUGUUUCCCGAUCUCCUAGUAAGUGAAAAGAUGGAUGUGAUGAAGGCAACCGGUUUUAGUAAUUAAAGAGUCCUUGACGGUGAUCUCGAGUGCAUGGAAUUGAAAUUAAGCAUAGAUGAAUCAUAUCGGGUGAGACCAACCGAUUUCACAUCAUGUACGGUUGUGAAUCAAAUGUUCAAUUCCUUCUCAAGUUUUUCCUCACCAUCAAGGUUAUUGUUGUUCUAAAAUCAAGAGAUCUUUAGUGUUCAUAUCGGAGCAGUAGUGUUGAGGUGUAUCCUUUCAACUCCAACAAACUACAAUUAUCAGGCGGAUCUAUGCAUUUUGAGUUCUUCAGGGCUCACAAUUGUUUGUAGACAUUCACAUCACUUGCAUUUGCAUUUGAUCACGCCAUUACUGCUUUGUCCACUUUAGUGUCUCCAUGACAUAGCUUCAGAUUUGGAGGUGACUCCUUGCUGGAAUUCUACUUCUUUUCUUAGAUUGUUUACAGUAGUUUAGCCUAGCCUAACAAUCUGCAGCCAGUCACUGAAAUCCUUUUAUUUGAGGCAAAAGCAUAACCUAAACAUAUGCUUUGCCUUGAUUGAUUGAACAAAGGCCAUCCGUUAUGCAUUUUCCUCUUGAAUGUUUUUCUUGAGUUCUCUGGCUCCUAAUCAUGAGUUAUGUAGGGUAACAACUUUUGUAGACUGUUGCUGGGCUCUAAACAACACAGCUAUAUCAUGGGAAAACUGUCUUUGCAUAUAGCAAAAUAGCUCUUCUCCAUUGAAGAUCGAUCUAGAUCCUUGCAUCUGGCCAUCGCACCUCCAGUGAGUUGGGACGUGCUGUUAUGGAAUCUGAGCUUCUACUUCAUAGUGGGGGAUGCCACUGCAGGAGAGUAAGGUGGGAAGUCGAAGCGCCGACUAGUGUAGUUGCUUGGAAAUGCAACUGUUCGGAUUGCUCCAUGAGAGGCAAUAUCCACUUCAUUGUCCCUUCUGAAAGAUUCAAACUUUUGGGAAAUUCGGACCAAUACCUUACAACCUACACUUUUGGCACUCACACGGCAAAGCAUACUUUUUGCAAAGUUUGUGGUAUAACUUCAUUUUACAAGCCAAGAUCAAAUCCAGAUGGAAUCGCCGUUACUUAUAGGUGUGUGGACCCCGGUACUCUGGCUCAUGUCGAGAUCAAGCAAUUUGAUGGACAGAAUUGGGAAAGCUCAUAUGAUUCGAGUGGCGUUUCUUCAUGUUCUAAAAUGGAUACUGAAAAGGCAAAGGUAGGCUCCAGCUGAAAAUUGGUCUGAUGCUGCUGAUGUCAAGAAUAUACUCUGUAGCUCUGAGUAAUCUGUGCGUUUUAACGCCGGAGGUUCCAAAAAUGUACUAUUUUGUAAAACUUUGGUUGGUUCACAGUCAGUGAAUCAUACCUGGUAGGCUGUUGAUUUUUUUUUCCCGGUCAUAAGGCUGUUGAGCUGAAUAUUGUAUAAUUUCCCUUACAAAUGGUAAUGACAUUCAAACCCACUAGACACUGAGGCUGGAGAAAGACUAGGACUAAAUCUUGCAUAGAGUUGCAAAACGAUUCUGCUUGAAUUUGUGCUGUAAUUUACUCAAUGGACAAUUGAUAUUGAUAUUGGUGCAACGUUCUUUCUAGA
Messenger RNA from Eucalyptus grandis, 1632 nucleotides. Its product is annotated as centromere protein V. Lineage: Eukaryota; Viridiplantae; Streptophyta; Magnoliopsida; Myrtales; Myrtaceae. Gene Ontology annotation, molecular function: carbon-sulfur lyase activity. The transcript is spliced from 2 exons. The coding region runs from base 838 to 1275 and encodes 145 amino acids. The record is from RefSeq and is a predicted model, not a curated record.